Molecule: messenger RNA, 426 nt
Organism: Desarmillaria tabescens
Lineage: Eukaryota; Fungi; Basidiomycota; Agaricomycetes; Agaricales; Physalacriaceae
Exons: 3
Coding region: 1-426 (141 amino acids)
Source: RefSeq, a predicted model, not a curated record
AUGCUCCCAGAACUCGCGAACAAUGGGUCGCAGACCGGGCCAGACCGAUGCCUGCCGUCGUCACGGCAGACCUGGGUGGAAAAACAGUCGUCCCCAUCGGAGCCAACACUGGACUUAGGAUUCGAAGCCGCAAAGCAUUUCGCUAAGGUGAACCCUGCGCAAUUGGUGUUGACGGCAAAGAAUGAAGCGAAGGGAAAGGAGGCUGUUGCUCGUAUGUUCUUGCGUUCUCAAAGAGACUGGAUACACAAAAGCGGGAUAUGGAUCAUCGACGUCGCCAAUUUCAGCAGGGUCAUUGCGUUUGUUGAUAGGGCUGAAAGUGAAUUCGAUCGAUUGGAUAUCCUCGUGGAGAAUGCUGGAAUGGCGACCUUGGAGUACGACGAACUGGAGGAUUGGGAGAGAACACACCGACUUUUUGGUCAUAAUUGA